Molecule: messenger RNA, 3984 nt
Organism: Rotaria sp. Silwood2
Lineage: Eukaryota; Metazoa; Rotifera; Eurotatoria; Philodinida; Philodinidae
Source: the annotation of a GenBank genome assembly
AUGGAAAAAGAUAAAGUUGAAGUUCAUCUUCAAAAAUUACUUAAUUAUGAAUUAUCAUUAUCAUCAUCAGAUGAUAAAAAACACGUUAUUUAUGCUUAUGAUACUUUAAUUAAUAUUCUUCAAACACCUGAAAUACGUAAACAAUUGUCUGGACAACAUGAAUUACUUUUCGAAUGUAUAUCUCAAAUAAUUUUGACAUCAUUUAAUCAAUAUUUUCAUGAUGAUCAAUUACAUUUUUUACUAAAGUUAGCAUUGAAUACAUGUGUUUUAUCAAUGUCACAAAACCAAAUCAUUAAUAAUUGGUUACAAAAUAUCGAAGAACGUACAUUUGAAAAACAAGAUAGUUAUGAUGACAAUGAUUUAUAUAAAGAUGCAACUGAAAGUGAAGAAUAUGAAAACAUAAAAAGUGCAAGUAAUCAACUUCAACGAAAAUACACUUAUAAUGAUGAUUCAUCUCACCAUGAUUUGAGUUCAGUGUCACCAAGAGAUAAAAGCCGACCAUUAGCAAAACCAAUAUCGACUCAACAUUAUAUUUCUACUGUAAAUUUAGAUAAUAAACGAAAUGAUCAUCGAAGUUCUGAACAAAGUACUGUGCAUGAAGCUUCAGGCAAUCGUAGUACAAGUAAUCUUAACCAACAAUCCGAUAACAGCGCAAAUAAAGCACGUGGUAUAACUUCAUUCAAUAAUAAACAUCAUAUCCAUCAUCAACUUGAUGAUUGUUACAUUUGUGGUGAAUACGGUCAUAUUUCAUAUUAUUGUCCUAUGAAAAAAAAUACGUCAACAGUUGUAUCUCGUGAUCGUGUUCAAGCUGAUUUAUCAAAUGAAAAGAAACAAACUCGAUCAGAAUCUUCUUCAUCAUUAUCUUCUAUCGAAAUAAUUCUUUCAAAAAGAGAUCAAGGUCGAGUUCAAAGAAUUUGUAAUCAAUCAAAACAAUUAAUCAAUUGUUAUCUUAUAGUUGAAGAACGAAAUAGAAAAUUUAAGUUACUUCUUACACGUAUAAGAAAACUUGAUAAACUACAUGAAAAAAAUCUUCCAAUAAUUUUCUCUGAAAAAGAAUCAAUAUUCUAUUCAUUUAUUUGUCAUGUUGCACAAAAUGAUUUUCUAUUUAGUAAUGAUCAAUAUUUAGCAUUAUAUGAUUUUAAAAAUAUUUUAUUACCACAAAAAUAUCAUAUAUUAAAUCAAGAUCGUUCAAUAUUUUGUCGACAACGUAUAUUAAUACCUUUAAAUAUAAUCAUAGAACACAUUAAAACUACAUUAAAAAUUCAACAAACGAUAUUUAAUGAUUUCCAAGAAUAUAUUAUUCGUUUACCAUCACCAAUAUCAACAGUAUUAUUUGAUUCAAUUAAAUAUUUACUAGAAUCAAAUAUAUAUGUAGAUAUAAAAUAUUUAGAAUAUUUUUCAAAAACAAUUUUAUUUGAUAUGAAAAAAAAAAUUUUUUCAAAUGAACAACUUGAUGAACUUAAAAUAUAUUUUAAUAUUCGUAUGAAAUGUUUUGAACGUAAUAAUCAAAAUCAAAUAUGGAAAAAACGUUUAAUUUUAUUUAAAAAGGAUAAUAAAAUACAAAAUGAUCUUAAUCAAUGGAUUUCAGAAUUAGAUCAAGUUUUGAAUACAGAUCUCUAUGAACAAACAGAAUCGGAAAAAAAUCUUUUCCAAUAUUCUACAUGGUAUUUUACUAUUUUAAUAAUGACUAGUAGUGUUCAUUUAAAUAAACAUCAAUAUGAAUGCAUAUUAAAAUCUGGUAUUCAAUCGACAUUAUUUAAUUCAAUACAAAAGUUUUAUUUUCAAUAUUAUUUAAAUCAAGAACAUGCACCAAUAACUAUUGAUGAAUUAAAUCAAAUCAAAAGUAAAUUAAAUAGUCAAAAUAUUGACAAGAAAAAAUUAGCCUAUGAACAAAUAAGAAUUAUACUUGAUAGACCAAAACCAAAAUUUAACAAAGAACAAUUAGAACAAUCUUCUUCUGAAAGUGAUAGUUCAACUCAAACAAAUGAUCAGUUCAAACAAUCCGACGAUUUAAUUCCAAUAAUUGAUGGUCAUGUUCUAAUUUAUUUGAUUUCUCUUAUUGAUAUGAUUUCUGCGGAUACAAAAACAUUUUCAAUUGAACAGUGCAAAGAAUUACUCGAUAAAUUUGUUUAUCAAUCAACAAUUGUUCGUCCAAUACCAUAUGCUGAACAACAACGUUUAUUAUCGUUUUAUUCUCGUUCAAUAUCAUUAGAUGAAUUAAAAACGUAUUCUCUUUCAACAGAAUCAGAUUUAAAUAAUUAUCUACGAUUACUUGAAAGUAGACCAUUAAUGAAAAAUGAUGCAAUAUAUAACUUUUUGAUUAAAACAACUAUAUAUAUAUUUAAAAGUCGACAAAAAUUUUCUAAUGAAAUAUGUCAAGACUUGAAAAAUCUUCUCGAAAAGAAAAUUUCAGAAAAAACUCAUACUCGUUUGAUAAAAAAAGUCUAUAACGAUUUUCGUUUAAAUAAGAACAAUCUUAUUAUAAUUAAUCGAAAUAUUCUCAAUCAAUUAUUAAAUAAUAUUCUUCUACGAGAUUAUCAAGCUCAUUUAGAAUUUUUUAAUUUAUUAGAAAAUAUUUCACAAUCAAUCAAUUUCAAAGAGAUAACAAAGGACUUUGAAAUAAAUCGUUGUCUUUUAACAGGAAUAAUUCUUAUUAUAAUCGAUGCUGAUUAUUCAAAUUCAUCAGAUUUAGUUUUGUUUCAGCAAUGCUUAACAACUAUGAUAGAAAAGGAAAGAAAUUUUUUUUCAUUACUUCUUACUGAACAACAAUAUAAACUUAUUACAACACAUUCAACACCAAGAUCAACUAUUGAUCCAUUAAUUCAUUUACUAAAAAAAGAUUUAAAUGAAAAAAAUUUUUCUAAUUUAAUUUAUUUUAUUAAAAAUGAAUUAAAACAAAAAAUUAAUUUUCAAAAAUUAGUUUGUUUUCUAAAAUAUACAUUUGAUAAUGAAUUUUUAUCUAUUGAACAAACACUUCAAAUAUCAAAUUUAACUCUUCAAAAUUCAAAAUUAAAGAAUAAAAAAUCUAAACAUCUUCUUCAAUUUCUUAUCGAAUUGCUUCAAUUGAAAAUACAUUUAUCAUCGCAAGUUCUCUUAAAAUUAAUUCAAAAUAAUCAAGAAAAUAAUCAAAUUAUCAAUCAAAUAUCACUUAUGUUAACAGUACAAACUGGAAGAUAUGCUACUGUCGAGUGGAAAGGAGCAAUGAUGAGAUUAUUAAUAAUUCUUUUCGAUCGGUCAGAUAAUUAUGAACAACUAAAAGAUAUUGCUCUAGAAUCACCUAUGCUUCAAUAUGGUAUAUAUAAACAACAAUUAGAAUCUUAUAUGACAAAGAUAUCAGAUAAUCAAUCUGAUGAAAACAAAGAACCUUCUGUUGUUCCUAAAAAUAAUAGCAAGACCGAUAUUUCUACUGCACAUCGUGAAUUGUUGUAUUAUUUGGAAUCUGAUGAUCCAUCAAUGAAUGCACAUGCCAUACGACAAUUACGUGCAUAUCUUGUUGGUAAACAACUUUCAUCGAAAAUUGUACUUCCGAAAUUUAUUCAAGCUAUUCAAUUUAUGUUGCAAAAUUCUCGAAAAUUUCCAGAAGUAUUACUUGAUGAAUGGGCAAUAUUGAUUGCUAACAAUCGUGGAAAAAUUUUUUCAAAUGAUCUUCAAUGUGAUCAAUUAUUAAUGGGUAUAAUUUUAGUUCGUCUUAAUAUGCCAAAGGAUACAUUAAAUUUAUUAAAUCGUUUAAUUCAAUCAAAGGAAUUUCAUGAACGACAUGUUGGUCUUGGCAAAUUACUUUUACUUUUAAAAAAUACACAAAUAAAUCGUAAAAAUAGCCAAAUAAGGAACUUACCAACAAUAUCAAAUCAAUUUUAUAAUACAAUAACUCGUGUUGUAUUCGAUGAAAAAUUCAAUAACCGUCAAGCACGACAAUGUGUAACAGCAGCUAGAAAUUCUUGGCUAUUAACUAGGAACCAUAGAGAAAAACUGAAUGACAUUUAG